UGCCGCUGUUCUUGUGUGCAGCAGCUGACUGACAUUAUAACUGGGGAUGUUCACUGCCACUUUUUUCAGACCGAAACAAGUUCAAGUAUUCUCUCUUUGAGUACUCACUGACACAGAAUACUAUUUUUACUUGUCCUUGAACAAAAAACUUUCUUUCUGACACAGAUAAUGAUUUGCAGAUGUGUCAAACUGCCGCAGUACAGCAUGCAGAGGAGUAUUUACUCACUGUCAGAUUUUUUUUAUUUAUUAUAUAUAUAUAUAUAUAUAUAUAUAUUUUUUUUUUUUGCGUUAAUGGCUAGGCCGUGAUCAUGUAGUGGUUAGUACACUUGGCUGUGGCCACAGCAAUCCUGGUUCGAAUCCUUGUCAAAGCAUGUGCGAAGAGCAUACUUAACUUCGACCCGGUGAUCAGUGGUUGGCGCGUCGACCUCACAGUGCAGAGGUACCGGGUUCAAUUCCAGCUCUGGCCUCCCUGUGUGGAGUCUGCAUGUUCUCCCCGGGCCUCCGUGGGUUUCCUCCCACAUUCCAAAACCAUGCAUCGCAGGCUGAUUGGACACUCUAAAUUGUCCCCAGGUGUGACUGUGAGCAUCGGACGGUUGUUUGUCUCUGUGUGCCCUGCGAUUGGCUGGAUACCGGUUCAGGGUGUCCGCCGCCUACUGCCCGAAGACAGUUGGGAUAGGCUCCAGCGCCUCCCGCAACACUUGUGAGGAUAAGCGGAUCGGAAAAUGGAUGGAUGGAUGGCAUUCAUGGCUGAUGAUGGUUGGUAUCUGCAGCCUCCAUGAGUACCAAUUCCAACACCUGGUACGAUCCGUGCCUGGCCCAAAAGUUCUUUCGGUGCCCUCCGCUGCCUGACACCAGCGUGAUCAUCGUGUUCCACAACGAGGCCUGGUCGACGCUGCUCCGAACGGUCUUCAGUGUUUUACACACGUCACCCGCCUUCCUGCUCAAAGAAAUCAUCCUAGUGGACGAUGCCAGCACUGAAGAGUACCUGCAGAAGCAACUGGAGGAAUUUGUCCGUGAACUGAAGAUUGUCCGCGUGAUGAGGCAGCGGGAGAGGAAGGGACUGGUCGCAGCCCGACUGCUGGGCGCCAGCGUCGCACAAGGCCAAGUCCUCACCUUCCUUGAUGCGCACUGUGAGUGUUUCCACGGUUGGCUGGAGCCACUAAUAAGCCGCAUUGCGGAAGAACCGACCGCGGUGGUCAGUCCGCGCAUCGUCACAAUUGACCUCAACACCUUCCAGUUGAGAAAGCCUGUGGCCAACCAGCUUUACAACAAUCGAGGGUCCUUUGACUGGGCCCUGACGUUUAUCUGGGAGCCCAUCCCCAAACACAUCUUCAAUCUGCGCAAAAACGAAACCCAUCCGAUCAAAACGCCCACUUUUGCCGGAGGUCUCUUUUCCAUAUCAAAGAGCUACUUUGAACACAUUGGAACAUAUGAUGACCAGAUGGAGAUUUGGGGUGGUGAGAAUGUUGAGAUGUCCUUCCGGGUGUGGCAGUGCGGCGGUCAGCUGGAGAUCCUUCCUUGUUCGGUGGUGGGCCACGUCUUCCGCACCAAGAGUCCACACACUUUUCCCAAAGGCACUGAGGUCAUUACUCGCAACCAAGUGCGCCUGGCUGAGGUCUGGAUGGAUGACUACAAAAUGAUCUUCUAUCAUCGCAACAAUAAGGCCAGCGCCAUGGCCAAUGAGCUCUCGUAUGGGGACAUCUCCGAUCGUCGGAAACUGAGAGAGAACUUAAACUGCAAAAACUUCUCCUGGUAUUUAAACACCAUCUACCCUGAGAUGUUCGUUCCUGAAUUUAAACCAUUAAAAUUCGGACCAAUAAGGAAUGUCGGAUCUAAAAUGUGCUUGGACGUUGGUGAUAAGAACGCAGAGGGGAGACCUGUUAUCAUUUACCAGUGUCACAACCAGGGAGGCAACCAAUAUUUUGAGUAUACGUCCAACAAGGAGCUGCGUCAUAACAUUGCCAAGGAGCUGUGUCUCCAGGCGGAGACUAAUCCACAGCCGGUGAGGAUGCAAGUAUGUGCGCUGAAAAAAGGGGAGUCAAGGCCAUCACCACAUCAGGAGUGGAUCUUCACACAGGAAAAUCUCCUGAAGAAUCCCAGCAGUGGGAAAUGUUUACAUGUGAAGGAAAAGGUCAUUCUGAUGGAUGAUUGUAAUGCGUGGAAUGACUACCAGCGCUGGAGCUUCAGCUGACAUCCUUUGGCCCCCGUUUAGGGCAUUUGGCCAGCCCAACCGGACGGAGGAGGCUUUGGCACGAAACCGGGACAAAUUCACCCACUUGGAUUGGCGUUCAUUGCUUUAACCCUUUCAUGCACCCUAGUGUAACCUGAUAACAAUGAUAAACUGUCCACUGAGGUAACCGCUGUCCCUGAAAGGGUUAAAGCUAAUCCAAGUGGAAAGUCCGGUUUGAAUGGCUUGAAGGUGGUCGUCUGAGCCGAUGUGAGCACUGACAUUCAAUGCGCAAGUCUCACAGAGUCUGUUUUUACGUGAAUUUUACACUUGAGACUUCCUCAGGUGAUGGUGGACGAGGUGGUGGUAGUAACGAUCAGAGUGCAAUAAAUGAAGCAAAAUACUCAAAUAGCUGAGCUCUUAAAACUUUGGCCAGAGGACACGGCCUUGCUAGUGGUGUGAUUUUAACAUUCAGAUAGAGAAUGUUGAGAUGAGGCUUUUUACAUUUCACAACAAAAAUGUAAAAGUGGAAAUAAAUAGGUUCAUAUGGUUGUUGCUUUUGGGCAAGAAAUAGUCACGUAAAAGUGUGUUCAAGGAGUCAAAUUAAGACUUUAACGUCCACUAAAGUGUUCAUAGUUUUGGGAAAAACUAUAUGAAAUAACUAUGAAGCUUUUUUUACAGGCGUGUCUAUGAAAAUGGCUUGACUAUUUAACAAGGUGUGUGCCAUUUUUUUUGUCAGAGUUAAUGAUUGCCCUUUCAUGAUGAAAGCCUUUCUUUAGAAAAUCAAAUCUUUAAGGAUCAGUGUGCACAAUGUAGAAAUUGUUUAGUUAAAUGAUAAAUUAAUAUUCCUAGAAUACAAUGUGUAUUGAGCAACUGAACCAUUUGGGGUGGGAGGACAAUCCUAGUAUUUGUGACAACUGGUAUUGGAAACUUCACGUGUCAAAAUAGAGUAUUUGUAAAUCUCAGAUUCCUACGAGCCACACGCAAGCAUUUGCUGUUUGCCUUCUUUACAUAUUACCAACCCUCAACUGUCACUAAGGCAAACGACCGGUUCAGGGGCUUGACUAGAUGUAUGCUCAGCAAUUGUGCAGGGCAAAAGACAUUCCUGACAAUUAUGUCAAGUAAAGGUGUUGCAGAACCUGAUCUGAGAAAACAGUGGAUAUCCAUCCUGCUUGGCGGGUGGAAUAAAGAGCAGCUGUGAUGAGUAACCAUAAGUCAAACAAAUGUAGCUUCGUGCUCUGAUUUCAUUCUAAUCAAACUGACAGUCAAAUGUCAAACAUCCACAAGGGUAUAGCGUAAGAUGCAGGAAGGUGAUGACUGCGCCCCUGAAAAUAGUAAUCUUGCAGCAUGACCAGAGUGGGGCCAAAGGUCAUGCUGUUAUUUUUGUAAAACAUUCAAAAUACACUGCACAAACAAUUGUAGAAAGUGUGUGUGUGGGGAGGGGGGCUAAAUGGGGUGAAUUAUGUUUUAUCAUAACUGGGGAGAAUUGUAUCAGAAUUAGAAAGAAUACAAUCAUGUUGUUUUUUACUUGAAGUGAAUCAUAGCCCCUUGUAAUCGGAGUGACUAGGGUUUUUUUUUUUUAGGGGGAGUGAAGGGAAUAAAAGGAGUAAGUUAUAUUUUAUACUUGAAGUGUUGCAUUAUAAUCGGAGUUUCCCGUCAUAGAGUAUCGCAUCAUAUAUGGAGUGAGGUUUACCUGGUGCUUUAAAGAGGGGCGGGGCUGCCACUGACAGGUGACCUUUCGCUCUACGUAUAAAAAGCGGCAUCGCAGUUUGUAUCGUUUGAUAAAACACUCACUUCGUCGUAAGCAUGGCCCAAUGGUUGUGUCCGCUUUUCUUUAUCAGAUAUGUAGUUAUCUUUUAGAUUCAAUCGUGCACGCUCGCUUUGUUUGCUUUGUCAUGGGUCCGUUGUGCUUUAUGUUUGCGCAUCGCAAUCACAGUCAGUUACUGUUCGCAAUAUUUAGUUAAAUAUUUUAUUUAUUUAUUUAUUUUGCAUAGUUGUCUUGUUCGUCCGGUUGCACUGGAAUGUUUAAACUGAGUAAUUUGCGUUACGGCUGGAGUAAUCAUGCCAGUGCGCCACUUCCGGGUUUGACCGCAGGGACUUGUAGUCCUUUUUUUCCCGCUUGGUGUGUUUCUGUUGUAUGGUUUCUUACGUUUAAACUAUGAACAAUGAUGACAAUAAUAAUGCAUAGUGUAAAAUUUUGAUUGAUUAAAUUAUUUAUUAAAAUUAUUGUGAAGAUGAAGGUAUUAAAUUAAUUAAUGUCAAUUAUAUACAUAUAUAUUAUGAUGCAUAGAUUCAUUUUGUUGCAUUUAUGUGUAAUUUAGGUUAUUACCUGCUGCUGCCUCUGCUUCUGCUACUCUGUUGCUACUGCUUCAAUAAAUGACCAAAAAAGUACAAA
Messenger RNA from Hippocampus zosterae (dwarf seahorse), 4562 nucleotides. RefSeq names its product UDP-N-acetyl-alpha-D-galactosamine:polypeptide N-acetylgalactosaminyltransferase 6 (GalNAc-T6) (gene galnt6). Bases 776 to 2191 code for a protein of 471 amino acids. The record is from RefSeq and is a predicted model, not a curated record. Gene Ontology annotation, cellular component: Golgi apparatus. The transcript is spliced from 10 exons. NCBI's taxonomy places the organism in Eukaryota, Metazoa, Chordata, Actinopteri, Syngnathiformes, Syngnathidae.